AUGACGGGCGGGUCUUCGAUUACUGGUGACCGUUACGUUUGCUCCGCCUACAAUCAAUACUCAUUGAUAAAAUGUGCACGUUUUCGCCUCUCGUACGUGGGACAGGCACGUCAGGACACCGUGCAAUCGCGGCUUAACGUUGACCCCCUUCGUUCCACGAUGCAUCCCAUCUACAAUCUUACUGCUGUAGGUUUACGAUCGGAUUUUCCUUAUGUGAAUUUGAAUUCCAGAUGCAUACGGAUAGACUGUCCAUAUCCUGGCGCCGAGGUAGAAUUUCUGCAAAUGGUUUUAAGAUUAUCUAACGCUACAGCGACGUUAAUACCAAGAGAAAUGUCAACCGAUGAAAUGAUCAAUAUGUUAGGCAACGGCACAGCAGAUAUAACGAUUUUCUCUCUUAUUCAAAAACCCGAAAGGAUGAAAAAGGUGGAGUUCACGAUGCCGAUAGGUUAUAUAUACACUGGAUACUUCAUUAAGGAGGCACUUACUCUCCUAAUUCUUACAAGUCUAAGUGUUGCGACUCUUCUUUACUGCUAUUCCAGAAUUUUUAACAGUACCAAUUUGUCGCUAACGAGAUUUAUGAUGGCAACUUUUAAACCACUUCUAAAGCAAUUUCAAUUGAACGUUAACGGUCCUACCUGUGUGAGAAUUCUCGCAUGUGCUUGGCUAUGGUUCUGUUUUACAGUAAUAGUGCAUUACGAGGCAAAAUUGCGUAGUGUAUUUACAUUGACGCGCAUUUGUGGGACGUUGUUCACGGACUUGGACGGGGCGAUGGAUGCAAUAGAAGGCCAUGGAUGGAAGAUGAUUAUCCAGAAAGGAGGUUACUCACCUUUUUGGUACUGCAAUCCGGACCAAUGUGCGAGAUUGCGACGACUUCAGUCAAGGGACUUAGUGCAGGAAAGUACGGACGAUGUAAUGACCGUGCUCUCUCAUGAUCGACAAUUUGUGUUCAGUGCUCUAACAGACGAUCUAGCACCGUAUCCAAUGUCAAUAAUUGAUGAUCGUAGACGAUUGCUCUUUGUCAGGGACGAAUUUAUGACACCACAGUUACUUGCGUAUGCCAUAAGAAAAGGAAUGCCCACUGUUUUGCGAAGGAAACUAAACUCUGCAAUUGCUCUGACUCGCCCCAGUUUUGCAACAAUUCGUGGACGUUAUCAAAAACCAUACGAACGGUUCGACGGCACUGAUAAAUUUCAGCAAGAAACUGCGCUUACAUUAGACCAUUUUAGCGUCUUACUCGAAGUCUCGUCUAAGGCCUACCUUGCUGCAUUUGUCAUCUUUAUAUCAGAAUUGCUCUACUUCCGUUACGGCCACAUUCUUCAGCGAUAUGUUCACAUUGGUCGUGAGAAGAUUAACAUCUUCAUUUCACCAGAGACUGAGAUCACAGCGAAAAUCAAAGCAGAAAAAUGCUUGAAAUCCUUCAAAUAUGAACAAUCGAAACGAGUGCUUGGCAAUCAGCAGUGA
Necator americanus (New World hookworm) is the source of this 1461-nucleotide messenger RNA. RefSeq lists its product as uncharacterized. NCBI's taxonomy places the organism in Eukaryota, Metazoa, Nematoda, Chromadorea, Rhabditida, Ancylostomatidae. The record is from RefSeq and is a predicted model, not a curated record. The transcript has 15 exons. Bases 1 to 1461 code for a protein of 486 amino acids.